This is a messenger RNA of Nyctereutes procyonoides (raccoon dog), 4787 nucleotides long. RefSeq names its product occludin (gene OCLN). The record is from RefSeq and is a predicted model, not a curated record. The transcript is spliced from 10 exons. The coding region runs from base 399 to 1964 and encodes 521 amino acids. Gene Ontology annotation, cellular component: apical plasma membrane; cytoplasmic vesicle; bicellular tight junction. Gene Ontology annotation, biological process: bicellular tight junction assembly. Lineage: Eukaryota; Metazoa; Chordata; Mammalia; Carnivora; Canidae.
AGGGAGGAGGCGGCGCCCCGCGCUCCCCCGCCGGCGGCCACCGCCCCCUUCUCCGUCCCUGCGGGAGGCGGCGGAGCUCCCGGGUGCGGCCCGAGCGCAGGGGCCCGCGCGGCGCAACAGUCACAGAGAGAGAGAGAGAGAGGCAGAGACACAGGCAGAGGAAGAAGCAGGCUCCAUGCACCGGGAGCCCGACGUGGGAUUCGAUCCCGGGUCUCCAGGAUUGUGCCCUGGGCCAAAGGCAGGCGCCAAACCGCUGCGCCACCCAGGGAUCCCUAAUGUUCUUUUUCUGAACAUCGUAUUGGAAGCCUGUCUGGACUUUUGCUGAACACUGUUGGCUUAUUUUGGGGAGCUCUGGGAUCCUGCUCGUCCUGAAGAUCGGGUGAUUAUUGACAUCAGCCAUGUCAUCGAGGCCUUUUGAGAGUCCACCUCCAUAUAGACCUGAUGAAUUCAAACCCAAUCAUUAUGCACCGAGUAAUGAUGUGUACGGUGGGGACAUGCACGUCCGACCCAUGCUCUCUCAGCCGGCGUAUUCUUUCUACCCAGAAGAUGAAAUUCUUCACUUCUACAAAUGGACCUCUCCUCCAGGAGUAAUUCGGAUUCUGUCCAUGCUUGUCAUUGUGAUGUGCAUCGCCAUAUUUGCCUGUGUCGCGUCCACGCUUGCCUGGGAUAGAGGCUAUGGAACUGGCUUAAUGGGUGGUAGCAUAGGCUACCCUUAUGGAAGUGGCUUCGGGAGCUACGGGACUGGCUACGGCUACGGGUAUGGCUACGGCUACGGCUACGGCGGCUACACGGAUCCCAGAGCAGCAAAGAGCUUCCUCCUGGCCAUGGUGGCCUUUUGUUUUAUCGCUGCAUUGGUGAUAUUUGUUACCAGCGUUAUAAGGUCUGACAUAUCCAGAACCAGAAGGUACUACUUGACUGUAAUAAUACUGAGUGCCUUCCUGGGCGUCAUGAUGUUCAUUGCUACAAUUGUCUAUAUAAUGGGAGUCAAUCCAACUGCCCAGGCUUCUGGGUCUUUAUACAGUUCACAGAUAUAUGCCAUGUGCAACCAGUUCUAUGCAUCUACAGCUACCGGACUCUACAUGGAUCAGUAUUUGUAUCACUAUUGUGUGGUGGAUCCCCAAGAGGCAAUUGCCAUUGUCCUGGGGUUCAUGGUGAUUGUGGCUUUUGCUUUAAUAAUUUUCUUUGCUGUGAAAACUCGAAGAAAGAUGGACCGGUAUGACAAGUCGAAUAUAUUGUGGGACAAGGAACAUAUUUAUGAUGAACAACCCCCCAAUGUUGAAGAGUGGGUUAAAAACGUUUCUGCAGGCACACAAGACAUGCCUCCUCCCCCUUCUGACUAUGUGGAGAGAGUGGACAGUCCCACGGCGUACUCUUCCAAUGGUAAAGUGAAUGACAAGCGGUUGUAUCCAGAGUCUUCCUAUAAAUCAACACCGGUCCCCGAAGUGGUGCAGGAGCUGCCUGCCACCUCCCCUGUGGAUGACUUCAGGCAGCCUCGCUACAGCAGCAGUGGGCACUUGGAGCCACCUUCGAAGAGGGCCCCCUCGAAAGGAAGAGCGGGAAGGCCCAAGAGGCUGGAGCAGGACCACUAUGAGACAGACUACACGACAGGCGGCGAGUCAUGUGACGAGUUGGAGGAGGACUGGAUCAGGGAAUAUCCACCUAUCACUUCAGAUCAACAAAGACAACUCUACAAGAGAAAUUUUGACACUGGCCUGCAGGAAUACAAGAGCUUACAAGCAGAACUUGAUGAGAUCAAUAAAGAACUUUCUCGCCUGGAUAAAGAAUUGGAUGACUACAGAGAAGAAAGUGAAGAGUACAUGGCUGCUGCUGAUGAGUACAAUAGACUGAAGCAAGUUAAGGGAUCUCCAGAUUACAAAAAUAAGAGGAAUUAUUGCAAGCAGUUGAAGAGCAAAUUGUCCCACAUCAAGAAGAUGGUUGGAGACUAUGAUAGACAGAAAACCUAGAAGGCAGAUGCCACACAGUUUGAGAGAUUGUGAAGUAUUUGACAUAUCUGCGACGUUGUCAGAAGGCAAAAUGACUUUGGAUUUCGAACCCAGGAGGCCAGAUCUUUGUGAUCAUUACAAAGUUUUGGUAGCUUUAAUAUCAUCAGUAUUGAAGCAUUUUACACAUAGCUUUUGAUAAUCAACUGGGCUGAACACUCCCGAUUAAGGAUUCCUGUGCUUUAGACUUUGGCUGUUGUGCUAAAGGACUGAGUAUAGGUGGAGGUUUUUAGACCUUGGAAGAAGGUCCUACGGUGAACUUGUGCUGUGAACUUGCACACUUGGGGCAGUCUUUCCUUAAUACCUAAGUGCACUCAUUAGUUCGUGUAGGUGAUCUCUCCAUUCCUCCCAGAACUCUGCCUUCAGAACUGUUAUUUAUCACCAUUUCCUUUUUUAGGUAAGGGAACCAGGUCCCUGCAGGGAAGUCUCGGAAGUGAAACUGCCUGUUCCUGGCCUGCAAUUUUGGUUAUUAAGUCUGUUUUGUGACUUGAGUCCACGAAUAAAAUCCCAGGCCUUCCAUAUGUUACUUAACUAUGGCUACUGCCUUCUACCAACCUCCCCGCUGAUUGUUUUUUUUUUCUCCUGUGUGUAAAUGGUGUUAAAAGAACUUUUUAUUGUUUUAUGUUAUCCAGAUAAUAAAGAUCAUGUAAAAACAACAAAUUGUGAAAUUUAAAGAUUAUAAAUAUGUGCUCACCUAUUAAGAAUCAAAAUUUAAACCUCCUGGUUAGAAUUCUGUUGUGUAUUUUAAAGUACUUUGUAAUCUUUUAUGGUUUACAUGCAUUUUUGUUUUGUUUUGUUUUGUUUUUAACCAACUAGACUUUUUCAUUAUAUCAGAGUAUUUGAUGACAUCGCUAAUUCAGUUGUGACUUGAAUUGUAUCUUACAACAAUGUUCAAGGUCUGUACAUACUUUAUAAGGUAUUAAACCUGGUGUUUUCUUUCUUUCAUACACCUAUUUGACAUCAGUAGUGCUAUUAAUAUUAAGUUUUGGAAAAUUACAUUCAGUUUUAUCUGUUAUUGUUUUCAACUAUUUUGGGUGCUGUUGCGAAAUCUCCCAGUCUUUUGGUUAUCAGAAAGCUGAUUUGUCUGGAAAUAGAGUGCAAUAACAUAAAAUGUCAAAUUAUUUCAGAUGGUGUCCUUGGUUUACCACCUUUUUUUUUAGUUUAAAUUUUUAUUAGUAAAGUAAAAUGAGCUGAUAGCUAGUCCAGUUGAUUGUGAUUAUCACCCCAGUUUAGAACUGUUUUUGUGAAAAAUUUUGAAGAAUAAUCUUUAAUCUUUAGUAUACAAUUCAGACAUUUAAGUAUAUAAUUCUUUAUAUAUAAGUCUGAAUCAUUUUCCAAAGGUAAACCUUAAAAUGUAUCUAUUAUAACAUUGAUUCAUUUCUUCAAAUUGAAGAAAUUCUUAAUUGUCCAUAUGCUGUACAUAUUACAAAAGGCAAUCAUUUGCAGUUUUCAUACUUUUGGAUUCACACCAAAUGGUAAAGACUCUCGAGCAACCUAACUCCUUUUUUAUGUACGCUAACAUCUAAAUUUCUCUGUUCUUGGAAGUCAGCAUACUUGGAUUAUGAAAGCGGCAAGCUUGCCAGUGUUCUGACAAAACUAUUCAGCUGAAUGAAGAAAAUCAAAUAGCAUGAAUUUCCAUUGUAAAAUUGUGUCAUAAAAUUGAACUUUGAAUAAAAAGCAAAAUCAUUUCUCAACUGUGGUACUUAAAGACCACUUGGGAUUAAUCAGCUGGAUGUAAUUUUGGCAAACCACUCACAGAUUUCUGGUUUGGAAAAUAAAAGGUUAAGGUUAGAUGUCAGAGGUCUCUUCCAUCUCUGACCUGAGAUUGUUUAAAAAAAAAAAAAGGUUUUAUUUAUUUUUUCAUGAGAGACACAGAGGAGAGAGAGAGGCAGAGACACAGCCAGAGGGAGAAGCCUGCUCCAUGCAGGGAGCCUGAUGUGGGACUGGAUCCCGGGACUCCAGGAUCACACCCUGGGCCAAAGGCAGGUGCUAAACCUGUGAGCCACCCAGGGAUCCCUCUGACCUGAGAUUCUUAUGUUCGCAUUCAGCUUCCUACUAUGAAGGAUUGUUCCAGAAAUUCCAUUUUGAAAGCAUGUGGUCCUGCUUAUAAAGGUUAGCUGCAGAGUGUGGUUCUUUUACAUAGAUGAUUCUGCAUUAAAAGUAGGUAAGAUCAGGGGCAGCCCUGGUGGCACAGCAGUUUAGCGCUGCCUGCAGCCCAGGGCAUAAUCCUAGAGACCCUGGAUGGAGUCCCAUGUCAGGCUCUCUGCAUGGAGCCUGCUUCUCCCUCUGCCUGUGUCUCUGCCUCUCUCUCUGCAUCUCUAUGAAUAAAUAAAUAAAAUAUUUAAAAUAAAAAAAAGUAGGUAAGAUCAAUAUUUUAAUUUCUAUUUUAAGAAACUUAAAUAUAGGAAACUAUAAACAUAUGUCCACCCCUCAGAACAGGUGUUAGUUUUAUCAUAUAUGCCUUGUGUUUUUGGAAAUAGAUUUAAGUCUAUUUAUAGCAAAAGUUACAUUGUAUACACACACUUAUAUGAAAUUAUUUAAUCCUUAGCACAUUCUGUUGAGAUGUAAUCAUUUCUCAUGUUCAUUUAACAGGAAAACUGAGGAUGUGCUAGAUGAACUGGUCUGUCACACAGUUAGCAAAUGAUUAAAGUAGGAUUGGGAUCUUGGUCUGUUGGAAUAUUAGAUUCUGUACUCCCACUCUAGGUUGACUAUCAAUAAAUUUAUGGGUUAAUAAGUAAGACGGGAUUGCUCUGUCUGGUAUUAAUAAAAUACCAUAUUUUAAGUACA